AUGUUUGACGCCGAGGGAAAUGGCUUCUACACUGCCCCCAUGGAUGGCACCUCCAAGGGGCUACGCAUGGGCACAGGGCCGGCACAGGGUGAAGGUGCGGGUGAAAACACGAAGGACUUUGGAGAGGUGGGCAAGGCCUCACACGCCUUCCGUGCGCUGGGCGCCAAGAGAGUGGUGGCCAAGAAUGCGCGGGCUUUUUGGAAUGUGUCAUUGCCCGUGUUGCAAAGUCCCGGAGGUGCCCACAUCACCAAGUAUCACAUUGUGAAGCCCUACAAGGAUGGAGUGGACUAUGAUGACUUCUUGGUGGCCCUGCCGGAACGAGACCACCUCAAUAGUUUUACGAAGGAAGUGCCACUCUUCUUGCGUUACCUGAAGGUGGUCACCGACCAGGAGGGCCGCGCUGAGGCCUUCAAGGCUUUCUUGGAGCGUGCGAAGACGGGGCUGGUGGUUGAGAGUGACGUCUAUAUCACCGCGGAGGAAUUGCUCGCAGUGAUGUGGAAGAACGGCUAUUCGGAUGCCGAGAGAAAUGCGAUUCAGUUCACCUUCCCCAACGACUACAAGUUUCACUACCCGGAACUGUCAGCCAUGUUCGAUAUCCCAGAGGAGGAAACCUACAAGUUCUGCAUGCGCACUCGCAUGGAAGAUAGUCACUUGAUGGUGCAGCUCUUGGAUCGCUUGGAUGUGACCGGGAAGAAGCCCUAUCAAUUCAUGCGGCAUCCGAGGCCAUAUUGGAGAACUGGAUCAUUCCAAGGCGACGUCAACGGGAAAGGGGAGAGAGAGAGCACCACAAGUUCUUUAACCUCUCCAACUUCGACAGCCGAUGAGGGAGAUGGAGGACAGAAUCUUUUUCGGCGGCUGGUGGGAUUUCUGACCUUGCACGUCCUGGCCUUACUUGCAGAUGUGGCCACGCUGAUCGAUUUUCUCUACGGCGCAAAUCACCAAUUGAUGUUGUUUGUAAGCGGUCCCAUCAUUCUGUCAGGCUUGGUGUGCACUCAUGCUGCAUGGGGGGCAGAGCCUACACAGCUGCAGUGGCCAUGGGGAUUGCCCCUGAAGGACCAGCCACUUCUACUGAGAGCUGUCCUCUCCAUACCUCUGGGUUUCAUGCAAGGCGUCAUUAUUUUGCUGGCCUGGGAUCAAUACUUGGAACGCAAGAAUCAUCACGAGACAGGCAGUCAGGACAAGUGGAAUCGAUACCACUGCAAAGCAGUGGCGUCGCUCUGCGAGGGACUGCCAGUGUUCUCCACGAUCAUCUAUGCUGCGUGGCGGAUGAAUUAUCCACCUGAGAAGCCCGUAAUGAGUACAUCUUGGCCGAUGGAGCAGUAUUUUCUGAGUACAAUGGCCCUCAUUGAGUUCUUUUCCUGCGGUUUCGGCAUUGUCGAGCUGGACUUUUGUUGUUCCAAGACCGUAUCAAAGAGGAUGAGGACGACAAAGUGGUAUGAGUUUCUUCAUUUCUAUUUUCGUGUUUCCGAAUUUGUGGUCAGAACUCUUUUGCAUGUCGCUUUCUUGGUGUUGACGAGGUGGUUGGUGUCCUGGUGGUGGUGUCCUUUUGUUUUUGGCAACCUCGUCUUUCAGUUCAUGGUAGUCUUAAUCCACGGUGGGGACGAGUCCAAAACAACGGUGCGACUCUUGUGCGGUUUGGCGUGCGCCUGGGUGAACAUCUUUUUUUUCGUGGACUCGCCCUAUAAGCGCCGCGCCGCACGGAAGAUCUCGUUUUGGUUUGAGGCGCGAUUCUUUUCGGAGCUCUUGCUGCUUCCUAUGCUGGCAUAUUUUGUGCUGUGGUCACAUGAUCGUGUGGACGACCUGGAGAAGAUUGUCACCUUGCAUCUGUGGAUUUUUCAGCUAAUGAUUUUUACCAUCCUGUCGUACAUCAUCCUGCGGAUCUACAUGCACUACACCCUUUGCAGGCAAAUGAACCUCAUCGAUAUCUACACUCCCAGUGAGGAGGGGGACAAGGAGAAAGUGCAAGAGGUGAUGGAUGCGCUGGUGGCAGAGGUUCGGGAGCUCACCCGGGCGGCUUCGGCGGACAUCGACUUGAACAGGCCGGAUGUGGAUGGCAAUACGCCCUUGAUGCUGGCCACACGCCAAGGACAUGCCAAGGUCUGUGAGCUGCUGAUGCAUCGGGGUGCAUUCGUCAGCAUCACUCAGCAGGGCAACAAAGGCAUGCGAAAUUGGACCAGUCUGGCCAUCUGUCGGUCCUGGACAGCUCUUCAUAUGGCUGCAUGGCAUAACCACGCCAAAGUCAUCAAGGUCUUAGUGAUCAAUGGCGCUUGCACUGAGGACAGCCAAUACCUGGAUACCAAUGGUGACACGCCUCUUCACAUUGCUGCUCGUGCGGGUGCACUCGAGGCGGCCAAAGUGCUGAUCGUCCACUGGCCGCAGUGGCUCCUGACGCUCAACGCCCAGAACAAAAGACCCCAGGAAUUGGCGGUCUUGAAGGGGCUGCAGCGGAUGCUAACCCCGGGGUCAUCGUGGUUUGGUACCGGUACCAGCGGCGUGGAGGAGUCGCAAGUUGGUUCUUUUCGACCGGUUUUGAGCACUUCCCGGGUCUCUAUCAACCAAGUAUGGCUCUCCGUGCCGCUCCACAUCUCGCGGAAGCGCGUGCACCUGGUGGCCCCCGGGAUCUGUUCCUACGUGGCCGCCAGCUGUGGCGGUGCGCUGGGACGCCUGUGUUUGACCACGCAACAAGACCAGGAAGAGCAGGAAGAGGAAAUAGUGCUCAGCGAUUUGGUACCCAUUGAUCGCAUGGGAAAUCAAGUGGCGUUACCUCAGGCCAUGAUUGGCGAGGGCGCCUACGGCCAGGUCUUUCGGGCCAAGCAUCGACGGAGAGAUGUCUUGUACGCCGUGAAGGUCUUCAAGACGCCCCGCGAUCGGCCUGCAUCCCCGGAAGUGGCGCGAGAAUGCGAUGUGGGAACCUUGAUACAUCAGACACCGCAUCCCUGCAUUGUGCGGCUGUACAUGGUGACCUUUGAUGAAGAUUCGGGGCAAUACACACUGGUGAUGGAGUUCUGCCCAAGCAAUCUUUUUCAACGGGUGCACAGCGCGACGUUGCAAAAUAUGGCCAAGGGACUGACAUACAAGCCGCCGCCACAAACGCUCGAUUGGCUUGGACAAGUCUUUCUAGGUUUAGAGCACAUGCACAAGCGCUUGAACGUCCUUUUUCGGGAUUUGAAGCCGGGGAACGUGAUUCUGGACAGCGCCCAGUGUGCCAAGUUGGCGGACUUCGGUUCUGGACGGGUGGGCCCUUCGGCCGGCCAUUACUCCUUCGGCCAUCCGGCCGGCACCGUGGGCUACUGUGCACCAGAGGUGCUUGGUGGUAUGCCACACGACGAGCGAGCCGAUUUGUAUUCCCUGGGUGUGCUGACGUGGCUUCUCUUUACGGGUGGAAUGCCUGGAUCCCAGCCGCCUGUGCAACCUCGGCCGGAGGUGCACCAGCAUCUCUACGACUGGCUGUUACUGAGGAAGUGUCUGGACGAUAACUUCCCUCCCUUCCAGGGUGUCUCCGCCAGCGACCUGGCCCAGCAAGCAGCCGAAGCUCGGGACUGUGUUCAUCUCUUAGUGCAGCCUCCAGAGAAAAGGAUGAGACAUUCGGACCUCCGUGCGCACGCAUUGCUGGAGCCCUUGGAGCUUCCCACCUACGAUGCGGGACCGAAACAGGUGGAGUCGUGGUUGGAAGAACGCGGUUUUGCCAAAGGGCAACGCUGA
Molecule: messenger RNA, 3702 nt
Organism: Cladocopium goreaui
Lineage: Eukaryota; Dinophyceae; Suessiales; Symbiodiniaceae
Source: the annotation of a GenBank genome assembly